Molecule: messenger RNA, 4095 nt
Organism: Aspergillus nidulans FGSC A4
Lineage: Eukaryota; Fungi; Ascomycota; Eurotiomycetes; Eurotiales; Aspergillaceae
Product: aminophospholipid-translocating P4-type ATPase DRS2
Exons: 3
Coding region: 1-4047 (1348 amino acids)
Biological process (GO): phospholipid transport
Cellular component (GO): trans-Golgi network; Golgi apparatus; membrane
Molecular function (GO): magnesium ion binding; nucleotide binding; ATP hydrolysis activity
Source: RefSeq, a predicted model, not a curated record
AUGGCCAGCGGUAGGGCUCCAGGUCGUCAUCCCGCCGCUGGCCGGGAUGAUGACCUGCUGCAGCUGGAGGAGUCGACUCCCAUCUACAACACGGGACGGCCUCCGCCGGUAAACGACGAAAGCCUCUUGCGACAGUACAACAUUGACGACUCUGAAAACGCUCAGCCCCGUCCGUCCGUUUCUUAUGACAAUUUUGUCGGUGGGAGGGUGACACCACACGCCGGCGCCCAUGCGACAGGCUCCGCGCCUCCGGUGCAUGCCGGAGUGUACAUGAACGAUCCCUACUCCGGACAGGACGUAUCCCGUACGUACUCACAGACUUCCGGCUUGGACAAUUACCAGAGGUAUUCAAUGGAUGAGUAUGAAGGGGGACAUGGGUACUACGAUAUGACGGGCCAGGAUCCGAUGGAAGGGGAUUCACGCAUGCGUGAGCGCAACAGCAUACUGAGUAUGGGCGGCGGGCUCAUGGGCAGGGCGAAACACAUGUUGGGAAUGAAGCCUGAGUACUCUGAAAUGGACCUUCCCUUGACCGAAGCAGGGGCACGAGCUGCGCGAGCCGAUAGCACGGUUUCUGAAGAUGGCCCCCCGCAUGCGAAGAAAUCGAGCAAGCCAUCAUUCAAGUUUGGGUUUGGCCGUAGGACAGUCGACUCGUCUACCCUCGGUCCUCGUAUAAUCCAGUUAAACAACCCACCAGCCAACGCAGUGCACAAGUUUGUCGAUAACCACGUGUCCACGGCAAAGUACAACAUCGUCACAUUCCUUCCGAAAUUCUUAUACGAGCAGUUCUCCAAGUACGCCAACUUGUUCUUUUUGUUUACCGCGGUGCUGCAGCAGAUUCCAAAUGUUUCCCCGACGAAUCGAUAUACGACGAUUGGCCCGUUAGUGAUUGUAUUGUUGGUGUCUGCCAUCAAGGAAUUGGUUGAGGAUUAUAAACGAAGGUCAUCGGACAAGUCCUUGAACUACUCGAAGACCCAAGUUCUCAAAGGGUCCACAUUUCAUGAAACCAAAUGGGUUGAUGUUGCAGUGGGAGACAUUGUCCGCGUCGAGUCCGAACAGCCUUUCCCGGCCGACUUGGUUCUCUUGGCCUCUUCGGAACCAGAGGGUUUAUGUUAUAUUGAGACGGCUAACCUUGACGGCGAGACAAACCUCAAAAUCAAACAAGCUAUUCCGGAAACAUCGCACCUGGUCAGCCCGGCUGACCUCAGUCGGCUCAGCGGACGCAUUCGCUCCGAGCAACCAAACAGUAGUCUGUAUACGUACGAGGCGACUUUGACAAUGCAUGCUGGUGGAGGAGAAAGGGAGCUUCCGUUAGCGCCGGACCAGCUUAUGCUCCGAGGAGCUACGCUUCGAAACACGCCAUGGAUUCAUGGCGUUGUUGUUUUUACCGGCCACGAGACGAAACUGAUGCGAAAUGCCACUGCGACUCCGAUCAAGCGUACUGCAGUGGAGCGUAUGGUCAAUAUCCAGAUCUUGAUGUUGGUCAGCAUUCUUGUUGCAUUAAGUGUGGUCAGUUCGGUAGGCGACUUGAUCAUCCGCCAGACUGAAAAGGAUAAGCUUACCUACCUCGACUACGGCAGCACCAACCCUGGGAAGCAGUUCAUCAUGGACAUCUUCACGUACUGGGUGCUCUACUCGAAUCUGGUCCCUAUUUCGCUCUUUGUCACCAUCGAAAUUGUCAAAUACUCGCAAGCCUUUCUGAUCAAUUCCGACCUGGACAUCUACUACGACGUUACGGAUACCCCGGCUACAUGCAGAACAUCAUCGUUGGUUGAAGAACUAGGUCAAAUUGAAUAUAUCUUCUCGGACAAGACUGGUACUUUGACGUGCAACAUGAUGGAGUUCAAGGAGUGUACGAUAGGCGGCAUUCAGUACGGAGAGGAUGUGGCCGAAGACAGGCGGGCUACCGUUGAGGACGGAGUUGAGGUGGGCGUGCACGAUUUUAAAAAGCUGCGCCAGAACCUAGAGUCUCAUCCCACCAAAGAUGCGAUACAUCACUUCUUGACGCUUCUCGCUACUUGCCACACCGUCAUUCCCGAGCGAUCCGAAGCGGACCCCGAUAAAAUCAAAUAUCAAGCGGCAUCUCCAGACGAAGGAGCUCUUGUUGAAGGUGCUGCUCGGAUGGGUUACAAGUUUAGCAACAGAAAGCCUAGAUCUGUUAUUAUCACAGUGGCGGGACAGGAGUACGAGUAUGAGCUAUUGGCAGUUUGUGAAUUCAACUCCACAAGAAAGCGCAUGUCCACGAUCUUCCGUUGUCCCGAUGGGCGAAUCCGCAUCUACAUCAAGGGUGCUGAUACAGUUAUCCUCGAGCGUCUACACCAAGACAACCCUAUCGUUGAAGGGACACUGCAACAUCUUGAGGAAUAUGCGUCGGACGGUCUUCGGACCCUCUGUCUGGCCAUGCGCGAAAUUCCUGAGGAUGAAUUCCAGCAAUGGUAUCAGAUAUUUGACAAAGCCGCAACAACAGUCGGCGGUAACCGUGCAGAAGAGCUCGACAAAGCUGCCGAGCUUAUUGAGAAAGAUUUCUACCUUCUUGGUGCCACCGCCAAGGAGGACAGAUUGCAGGAUGGUGUGCCGGAUACUAUUCACACUCUGCAAACUGCCGGCAUCAAGAUCUGGGUCCUGACUGGUGACAGACAGGAGACUGCCAUCAACAUCGGCAUGUCCUGCAAGUUGAUCUCUGAGGACAUGACUCUUCUGAUUGUCAACGAAGACAGUGCUGAGGCGACCAGAGAUAACUUGACGAAGAAGCUCCAAGCUGUCCAGAGUCAGACUGAAGCCGAACAAAUGGCCCUUAUUAUAGACGGCAGGUCUUUGACGUUUGCACUAGAGAAGGACAUGGAAAAGCUGUUCCUUGACCUUGCGGUGCUGUGCAAGGCCGUUGUUUGCUGUUGCAGUCGUGUCUCGCCCCUUCAAAAAGCUCUUGUCGUCAAACUUGUCAAGCGUCAUCUCAAGUCGUUGCUUUUGGCUAUUGGCGAUGGUGCCAACGACGUGUCCAUGAUCCAAGCGGCUCACGUUGGUGUCGGUAUCAGCGGUGUAGAAGGUUUGCAGGCAGCAAGAUCUGCUGAUGUUUCUAUCGCUCAAUUUCGUUAUCUUCGCAAACUGCUUCUUGUGCAUGGUGCUUGGAGUUAUCAUCGAAUCAGUCGUGUCAUUCUGUACUCUUUCUACAAGAAUAUUGCGCUUUACAUGACGCAGUUUUGGUACUCCUUCCAAAAUGCAUUCUCUGGUGAAGUUAUCUACGAAUCAUGGACACUAUCAUUUUACAACGUUUUCUUCACAGUCCUUCCUCCAUUCGCCAUGGGUAUUUGCGAUCAAUUCAUCUCUGCUCGUCUCCUAGACCGGUAUCCCCAGCUAUAUCAGCUUGGGCAGAAGGGACUGUUCUUCAAGCGCCACAGCUUCUGGUCGUGGAUCGCCAAUGGAUUUUACCAUUCUCUGCUACUGUAUAUCGUCUCUCAACUGAUUUUCCUCUAUGAUCUCCCACAAGCCGACGGCAAGGUUGCCGGCCAUUGGGUCUGGGGCUCGGCGCUGUACACCGCCGUUCUGGCCACCGUUCUUGGAAAGGCGGCACUGAUCACCAAUAUCUGGACGAAAUACACGUUCAUCGCUAUUCCUGGCUCGAUGAUUAUUUGGCUCGCGUUUCUUCCGGCCUAUGGAUAUGCAGCACCGGCUAUUGGGUUCUCGGAAGAAUACUACGGCACUAUCCCCCGGCUUUUUACCUCCCCGAUCUUCUAUUUGAUGGCCAUUGUUCUUCCUUGCAUCUGUCUUCUCCGCGAUUACGCCUGGAAGUACGCCAAGCGCAUGUACUACCCUCAGCAUUACCACCACGUCCAAGAGAUCCAGAAAUACAACGUCCAGGAUUACCGGCCCCGCAUGGAACAGUUCCAAAAGGCAAUCCGGAAGGUGCGCCAGGUGCAGCGCAUGCGCAAGCAACGAGGUUACGCGUUCAGUCAGGCCGACGAGGGCGGACAGAUGCGUGUUGUCAAUGCUUAUGAUACCACGAGGGGAAGAGGGCGAUACGGAGAAAUGACCAGCUCGCGAAAUUUGGUUUGAUAUUUUUGUUUUCUUUUUGUUCAAGUGCAUUCGGUACUGCAUCUUUGU